Messenger RNA from Macadamia integrifolia, 1388 nucleotides. Its product is annotated as peroxidase 12-like. Gene Ontology annotation, biological process: hydrogen peroxide catabolic process; response to oxidative stress. The record is from RefSeq and is a predicted model, not a curated record. Gene Ontology annotation, molecular function: peroxidase activity; heme binding. The transcript has 3 exons. Lineage: Eukaryota; Viridiplantae; Streptophyta; Magnoliopsida; Proteales; Proteaceae. The coding region runs from base 91 to 1158 and encodes 355 amino acids.
ACGAUCUCUCUCUCUCUCUCUCUCUCUCUCUCUGCCUAUAUAACUGACUGAGUCUUUCAUUACCCGUUUGAAAGAACAGAGCAAUCAAUAAUGGCUUCCACUUCGUCUUUCAUUAUCUCUGUGCUCUUGAUUUUUUCUUCCCUUGUAUUGGGUAUCUAUUCUGGUGUCUCGGAGGAAGAAUCUUCCCCACCUUUGGUGAAGGGUCUCUCAUGGACUUAUUAUAAGUCUAACUGCCCUAAAGUUGAGAGCAUCGUGAGAUCCCAUCUCAAGAAAAUUUUCAAGCAGGAUAUUGGCCAAGCUGCAGGGCUCCUCCGUCUACACUUCCAUGACUGCUUUGUUCAGGGAUGUGAUGGUUCGGUUUUGCUAGACGGAUCCGCCAGUGGUCCGAGCGAGCAGGAGGCGCCACCAAACUUAAGCCUCAGGGCUGAAGCAUUUCAGAUCAUCAACGACCUCCGCGCCCUCGUCCACAAUAAGUGCGGCCAAGUGGUCUCCUGUGCCGACAUCGUUGCUCUUGCAGCCCGUGAUUCCGUUUUCUUGUCCGGAGGACCCAAAUACAAAGUACCCUUAGGAAGGCGAGACGGUCUGAGCUUCGCGACAAGGGAAACAACUUUAGCAAACCUGCCAGCGCCCAGCAGCAACACCACCACACUCCUCACUUCACUGGCUGCCAAGAAGUUAGACGCCACCGACGUGGUGGCUCUCUCAGGUGGACACACGAUUGGACUCAGCCACUGCUCUUCCUUCACCGACCGCCUCUACCCUACCCAAGACACAACUAUGGACAAGACCUUCGCUAACAACCUCAAGAGUACCUGCCCAACCUCCGAUACCAAUGCCACUACCGUCUUGGAUAUCCGAACCCCAGACCUGUUCGACAAUAAGUACUAUAUCGAUCUCAUGAAUCGACAGGGACUCUUCACCUCCGAUCAAGACCUGUACAUGGACAGUAGGACCAAGCCCAUCGUCACCAGCUUCGCUCUCAACCAGACUCUUUUCUUCGAGAAGUUCAUCUUCGCCAUGAUCAAGAUGGGCCAGCUUAACGUCUUGACGGGAACCCAGGGAGAGGUUCGUGCCAAUUGCUCAGCUCGCAACUCAGACACCUCCACCUACCUGUCCACGGUGGUGGACGGCGAUAGCGAGAUGAACGCCCAGUUUUAAACCUAACCUUUUUCUUUUCUUAAUCCUUUAAUGGAGAUAAGGCCAGGUGUACUACUUUCCUCUUCUUUUCUUUUUUCCUGCAAAUUUUUCCAGCUGAACCAAGGAAACGAAAGAAGUGGUGUGGUCACUUGGGCUCGUUUCUUUCUAUCCUUGCUUGAUCUUUAAGUAUAUUACUGUACUACUGCCACGCAAGUUUGUUAAAAAUGAAUAAAAGAGGUUUCUCUCGCCUA